Messenger RNA from Cydia amplana, 1421 nucleotides. Its product is annotated as guanine deaminase. Gene Ontology annotation, molecular function: guanine deaminase activity; zinc ion binding. NCBI's taxonomy places the organism in Eukaryota, Metazoa, Arthropoda, Insecta, Lepidoptera, Tortricidae. Gene Ontology annotation, cellular component: cytosol. Bases 32 to 1381 code for a protein of 449 amino acids. The record is from RefSeq and is a predicted model, not a curated record. Gene Ontology annotation, biological process: guanine catabolic process. The transcript is spliced from 8 exons.
GCGUGUGACUGGUUGGUGAAGUGGUUCUUGUAUGGCCGGUAUAAUGUCUGGAACAAAAAAAAUAUUUCUUGGACCUAUUGUUUCGUCGUCUUCAUUCAAAGAUUUGUCAUUUGCCGGCUAUUUGGCCACUGAGAAUGGAAAGAUUACUAAAUUGGGUUCAAGAGAAGAGUACAAUUCUUUACAACAAUCUGGAGCAUUUACUGACCACAAAACUAUAACUUUGAAACCAGGUCAGCUGCUAAUUCCUGGGUUUGUGGACUGCCACACUCAUGCCCCGCAGUUUCCUAACUUGGGUAUUGGGCUCGACAGACCUUUGUUAGAAUGGUUGGAUAAAUAUACUUUCCCGUUGGAAAGUCAGUACAAAGAUGUAGAAUUUGCUGCAAAGGUUUACGAUAAGGUUGUGCAAAGACUUCUAACCAACGGCACCACGACCGCCUGCUACUUUGGCUCUCUACAUCUCGAAGGUACUAUUGAGCUGGCGAAGACUGUGCUGAAACAUAAACAAAGGGCACUGGUGGGCAAAGUCAGCAUGAACCUCAAGAAUGAUGCCGGAUAUUAUAACGAGACUGCUGCUGAGUUGGACCAAGUGGAGAAGUUUGUGCAAACUAUUUUAUCUUAUAAGAAUGACUUGGUGCAGCCAGUAAUAACACCAAGGUUUGCAGUAAGUUGUGAUGAGCCUCUGAUGACUGGUUUGGCAAUGAUAGCCCAGAAGUAUGACUGCAGGAUACAGAGCCACAUAUCUGAGAACCUGAAAGAAAUAGAAUAUGUGUUAGAAAUGUACCCAUCCUGUACAAGUUAUGGAGAAGUAUAUGACAAAAGUCAAAUUCUCAGUAACAAGUGCAUCCUGGCUCACGCGAUCCACCUAACCGAAGCAGAGAUGUCGCUGCUGGCGGCGCGAGGAGUGUCGCUAGCGCACUGCCCCGCGUCCAACACGCGGCUGCGCUCCGGGCUGUGCCCCGUGCGCAAAUACCGCCAGCGAGGGCUGCGCGUGGGCUUGGGGACAGAUGUGUCAGGCGGAGACAGCGCGUCGAUACUAGACGCUGUGCGCAGGAGCAUGGACGUGUCCACGCAUCUGGACCUGCAGGCGGGAGGAGACAACGCCAUUAGCUGGAAGGAAGCGUUUUACUUAGCGACUAUGGGAGGCGCUGAAGCUCUAAACCUGGAUCACAAAAUCGGCAAUUUCCAAGUGGGCAAAGAACUCGACGCUCUUCUGGUAGACGUGUACGCCGCCGGUAACAUCGACCGGCACGAAUACUCCGCGGACAACACCGAAGAGGAACGCGUCACCAACCUCCUGCAGAAGUUCGUGUAUCUGGCCGAUGAUAGAAACAUCUUGCAGGUUUACGUUAAGGGUGAAUUAGUCAAAGAUAUAAGCAAUUGAGUAAGGUUAAAUACGUUGGAAAGUGCACCUGCCGAGUACA